UGAAACGGGCUAUUUCUGCCCCGGGACAUCAGCAGGCCUCCGCGCGCUGGCUCCAAGGCACACACUCUCCUGUUUUUAAAGUUUCCCCAAACAAAUGUUUCCCUUCCCACCUUGGGAUAUUUUUAUUUGACUCUAGGUGCUGGAAUAGCUUUAGAAAUCGUUCUGGGUUGACGUUGGAAUCGUGGUUAGGGUCCAGGCAGGCAGCAGCAAUUUCUCACUCCCAGAGUUAUCUAUUACUCGUGGCUGAUCUGGAUGUAAAAAUAGCUGCUGAGGCUGUUUGUUUAAUCUGACUGUUACUUGACACCACGCGGGUGUUGCAGUGGGACUGUUUGCCUCUUCCCCACCAAGAGCUCCAUUUGGUUUCCCCCGGCUGGUCUCUAUUUAGAUGGGCAGUGAAUAUAAGCAUGAAAAGAAGUUUUAAUACUACAAACCCGAAAAGCCAGCAAGGCAGGCAGCAGCAGCCCUCACUGCUGUAACAGAGAAAAAGUAAACCCACUUGGUAAUUGCAUCUGGUUGACGAAAAGCUCUAAUUUUGUGGGAACAAGGCUACAUCUAAGCCUUGACAGAAUCAUCACCAAAAGCGCCCACUGGCUGUCGGGGACAGUCUUUCUAGAGCUGACAGAUGAUGCAGGGGAAUAAGAAGUGCACAGACGGGUUCAGCGACUCCUCAAGCAUCGGCAGCGUGCUGGACGAUGCAGACAGGGAGGUGAGCAGCCUCACUGACCGGGCGUUCCGGAGCUUGUGCAUCUCGGAGGACACAUCCUUCCAUGAUUCCGAUCUGGCCCUGUCCCCGGAUACCACUCGCCAGGUGUUUGGGACUCUCCACCAGGGAACAGUGAGCCACACCCACAGGAAAAGUGGCAUUUGGAGCCAGUUACCGUCACAAGGCACGGAGCAUGCAGGCUGGGCAGCCACCUUCCAGCAGCUACCUAAGUAUGUUCAGGGGGAGGAAAAGUACCCCAAAAGCAGCCCCCCGCUGACGCCAGCCCAGAGGAGACUGGAGGUGCCAGUUGCUGGCCUGAGAAGCAGCAACAAGCCUAUCUCCAAAGUGUCAUCACUAAUCCAGUCCUUCAACAGGACUGAGAGCCAACGUUGCGAGAUCAGGCCUACCACCAGCAAACCCCCGGCUCUGAAAAAUCCCCCCAAAUUUGCUCCUCUUCCAGACAACAGUGUCAACUUCUGCUUCGAUUCUGCCUUUCUGACAGUCAGGAGGGUGCCCGCUGAAGUUUCCGGUGCCCAUCAGAGCAGCAGAAAGCACGGAGAACAGGAGCCCCCCGAGAACCCUGAAAUGGCCCGUCACGGCUCCAGCAGCUUCCUCCCAGCGCCUGACAGUGCGGCCAGCUCAUUAGAGUCCAAGUUCCCCUCCCCACCCCACAGGCCAGCGCUGGGCGAGGCUGGAAGAAGCAAGGAGUGGGCUCACAAAGGGACCUUUCUGCACAGUGAAAAUAGUGCCUUUGAGUCGUGGAACGCCCACCAACCAAAGCUGCUCGAGAGAAAGGACGCCGCUGAAACUGUCCCAGAAAGCCAAGCUCCCAAACGUUACGAGGACGUGCCCUUGCUACGACAACCCCAUCCUCCUGAGCGCAAAGUCUCGCCCUGCCAAGGCCAGGCCAGAUUCAGUCAGACCGAGAGCAGACUGGCCGCAGGGGCUCUGUCGGCAUCUGGGCCCUGGGGGUGCAGGGAUCCAGGAACCCAGGCGUCAGCUAUGGAGGGAAAAGCUCCCAGCUCCCAGCCUGACCCUCAAGUGAAGCCAACCCAGGCCCCGUGGAGGAAACCAAAGACUGGCAAAAGAGGGAAAGAAAGUCUACAAGAAGCCGCGGAAGAAAAGAAACAGACCAACAGGAGAGAGCCACCUCUGUACACAAAGCACAACCCCCAGGGGCAGUUUCCAGAAAAUGAUACUCUUGACAUGCCUGUGGACCCCGGUGAGCAUUACAAUCCCCCUUUCAACAUCAGCAAGCUCCUGACGCCCAUCAUACCCACCAAGCUCGCCCCGGAUCCGUCAGACAGUCCACCCAUGGAGACAAGCCCCUCGCCCCCAGGACAGCUAAACGGGUACCAAGAGAAGGAGCCCAGCGAAUGCCAGUCUCGAGACAGCUACAAGUCCAAAGCUCCUAGCCUGCUGUUCAACCUCAAGGAUGUGCGGAAGCGUGUCAAGAGCACAUACAGCCCCUCACCUCUCCUGCGAGGCCUGGAUGAGAAAAGCAGAGGGAAGGUUGGUGGGAAGCAAGAGCCUGUGAGCAAUGGCGUCGUGCUUCCCAAUGGGCUCGAGGAAAGUCCCCCAAACGAGCUUUCUAAGGAGAGACCUGCAGAUGCCCCUACUGCAUCACAGCCCGGUGCCCAGGAGGACCCUACAGCCGACCGCAGCGAGUCCCCGGCAGACAGCUAUCUCACCCCUAGCACACCUCCAGCCAUGGCCAACACCCCCUUCUGUGUCAACGGCGAGGCUGCCGAGGGGAGCAGUCACGAGCACGCUGACGCCCACGGAGGGUCCGAGCCGGGCCCCGGCAGGGCCGGAUGGCAUCCAGACUCCAGGGAGUGCUGCCCCAGGAAGCACCUCUCCCUGAAGCUUUGCAGCAGGGAGUCUGAGGCCGCUGAGGCCCCAGAGAAAACGAAGACCCAGCUAGAGAACGGGCCCUCGAGACCCAUCUCGCAGGAGACAGACCCAGAGAGAGAGGUAGGACUUCAGAACCCACACUCGAGCCAGAAGUUCUCCCCGGGGCCCCUGUCCCCUGAGGAGGAAGAUGUGUUUUACAGCGACAGCCAAUCUGAUUUUAUGCCGGGCCUCCAAAGCAGGGCCAAAUUCAGCACCAGCUCGUCAGAUCAAUCCUUUGCCUCGUUUGAUGAUCAGCAGAAGACGUGGUUUACCGAGAGCCAGCGGGAAGACAGGAGGAACGACGUGAGUGCAGGUGACCGUCAGAAGGAUGAGAAGGAGAAGGUGAUGGGGGGAGACGAGCCGCAGGGCCGCGCCUCGGGCGCUGGGUGCACGUGCACGGAGGAGCCCAGCGAGGGGGAGGCGCUGCAAAGAGAAGGGGAAGAUGUGUCUGGAGGAAGGCCCAGGAAGGCGUCAGCAGAAGAAGCUAAUUCGAGAGGCUCUUGGGUUGGGGGACAUAGGGGUACCUCCCUUUCACAUGCCAAAGACCCUGCCCCCUCGUUGUCUUCUGCUACGAACAAGCACAUACUGUUCACAAUUAAAGACAACACGCUCAGAGCCACCCCGGUGAUAAAACCCAUCAUGCUGCCUCUCCUGAGGACCAUGUCCUCUGAAGACUCGCUCGGCGGUGGCCGUAGAGAGGAGGACUCGCCAAGGCCAGGAUGGGGUGAGGAUGCUGGUUUCUGUGCCCCCGAAAGCCAGGAAAUGCCUGGCACGCUGACACCUGCUAACCUGCAAGGCACACACAUGAAGCUCUUGGCCUGUGAUGUCACAGAGGACCCCGGGCAGGUGUCCAGCACAGCCAGGAUGGAGACCUCCCGACUAGUCCCAAAGGGACAUUUCCCAUCUCUGCCUCUUGGGAGAGAGGGGGAUGGGAUGAAGCCACCCCUGGAUGCAGCUCGUAAAGUCUUGGCACGCGAUGGCAAGAGCAGUUCCACAGACUCAGGGAAGCUGGUUGCCCCUCGGGGCAUCCCAACAAUUGCUUUACCCGAGGGUGACUUAGAAGACGAGCCACUCCCGUGGCAGCCUGGAACCUGUUGGGAAGAACAGACGCAAGGCGCCAAUAGUCACUUUUUGUCUACGCCCAGAGCAGGGCCACCCGGGAGAAGACCGGUGCGUGGUGAGAUGGCAACUUCCCCCAACCCCAGCUCCCUGGAGGACAGCAGCGUGUGCUCCCCUGCCGCCAGUGAGCUGGAGCUGCUGCCCGAGGAGCCCCCUCAAGCCAGCCCUGGUCCUGCCAGGGUCACCAGAAGGGAGGACCUGACCCACGCCCUCGUGUGGGAGGCCAGCUCAGACCCUCAGCUUGAGCCGUCGGCAGAAGACCUCCGGGCGCUCUCUCCGCGAGACUCACUGCCGGACGUGGCCACCAGCUCUGCGGGCCCCCCUGGGAGGCCGGAGCUCCCUGCUCAGCUGGGGAGGGCGGCCAGCAAGCCACCCGCAGUCCCACCCAAGACAGAGAAGGCCCUGCGGCGGGCGAAGAAGCUGGCAAGCAAGAGGAGAAAGACCGACCAGCCGCCAGAGAGGCAUGGCGAGUCCCGGGAGGGAAAGCCCUGCCCAGGGGACUCGGAGUGGACAGAGCAAAGGCCGCGGUCCCCCAGAGAGAGGCCCCGACACAGUUUCCCCGCGGUGCGCUCCGUGCCCCCUCCCCUACACCGCCACUCCGUGUCCGGCUUCUCGGAGCCUAUCGGGAGGCAGCCUGGGGGGCCCCAGUCCCUCGCGCCCUUGUCCCCUUACCCUGCCACCCAGAAGGUGCUCCAGGACCCCCAGUCUGGAGAGUACUUUCUCUUCGACUUGCCACUCCAGGUGAAAAUCAAGACCUUCUACGACCCAGAGACGGGCAAGUAUGUCAAGGUCUCCAUCCCCUCAUCCGAGGGGGCCUCCGCUGAGUCGCCCCUGCCGGAUGCCCCAGCCACUCCCUACGUGCUGUACCCCGGCUUCCGGCCCGUGCCCGUGACAGCCCUGAUCCCCCUGCGCUGCUCCUCUCAGCUCUCCGCCCCCACCUUCCUCAGGCAGGGCCCUCGCGCCUGGGCCAGGCCCCAGAGUGCCCACGAGGCUGGACUGCAGCUGGCCCCGGGGCCUCAGGGUGACCCCACCCAGCACUCUGCAGACCUGCACCCCCAGGGGCCUCCCCAGGGCCCCGAAGAGGAGGGUGCGGAAGCUCCAGGGCUGGGCAUCAUCUCCACAGACGACCUGGAGGACUUUGCCACAGAAGGCAUUUCUUGAGAAUUGCAGCAGACGGACCCCCAUCCCCAGAGAAACCCAGAGGAGCUUACUUCCCCUGCCCCAGAACAAGUAACACACACACACACACACACACACACACACCCCACACGCUUAGCCAUGUGAGAUCCCCAGAGUCUGAGAGGAAGUGGGGAUCCUGAGACAGCCGCGUCUGGAGGCCCCCUGGGCUCCCCUCUGUUGAAGGGCGCUGCUUGUGUGACAUCCCCUCCACGCCCCUCCCCAUAGCCUCUUCACUCCGCUCCUCCCCGCCCUCCCUCCCUGUCCUGGCCGUCCCUGGUCCUGAGGGUCCCUCUGCCCCUGCACCCACCCAAACCUCUGAGCCCCCUUCAGACACUGUAGCCAGUUUCCAGGUCCCCUCAGGAAGAAUUGGAGGACCCCCAAGGCAAUCUCGCAGAAAUGUUUAUUUGCAUAGAAUGGGUUUUUUCACAGGCCACCUUUUAAAACGAGAAACAGGUUUGUAGCUGUGGUUCUGUCCCUGAACUCCUAUCCUCCUCCUGUGGGCAGCGGGGGCCAGGUCUGGCCGGAGCUGCCUCCUCAUCCACUGCAGCCCCGAAUCCCACCUCAUUCCUGCACCCCCUGCCUCUGCCGUCUAGGCGCCAGGCCCUCUGCCAGUUCUGGGGAGCAAAAAUGAGGAAGAGCCAAGACAAAGGCCAAGGAUGACCUGGGGAAGCUGAGUCAGGCCCUCACCAACCUGAUUUAGUGACCUGCACUUGUGUCCUGCACUCCAAAGGAAAUUGUGUCCUGCCCCUGCCCCCAAGUCCCCAACCUUUGGGGAUCUGGAGGCAAAUAUCUGAAUCACCUCAAGAGAGUAGAGUGUGGCAACUGCACCCUUAAGGCUUUGGCAGUCGGAGAGCAGGUGUCCACUGAGGCCGGGAAGAAAACCAGUGGGUCCUCAUGGGCUUCCGCUCGCAGUUUCUGCUGAAGCCUCUUAAUUCUUGUUCUGUGGGAAACAUAGGAACAAACAGCACCUCCCUCUUUGUUUAGAAACCUCAGCAGCUGCCAGGCCUGUGCUGCCCAGCCCAGGGGACAGGCAACGCACAUCGUCCUCGCUCUACUGGUACAGCGCCUCGCUCCCUGUGCUUUUCCACACAGGGAAGACAGGAAGACCCACCAAGUCCCAGACUCAUCCAAAUACAGGGGCCUUGAGGACAUUCCAUGUCAUGACUUGGAUUCAGGAUUUUAUACCUAUUUGUUUUCCCAACAAGUAUAGCCACAUGUGGCUUUCAUUGUGAAAAUACCACACACGCGCGCGUACACACACACACACACACACACACACACCCAGCCCGAUGCCAUUCAAUCUGGCCACCUGAUGAGUCACCCGGAUGACCAGCCAGGAGGGCAGGCAGGCCACUGUCCCAGAAAUCUAGCUCCCCUGAGUCACUCACUGGGUGCAAGGGACAAGAACAAAAUUGUGUUUUGACUCUGCCACCAAAGCACCUCAAGCAUCUUCUCUACUUUAUUUUCAUCUUACUAAAAUAUGAAAUAUAAUGUCUCAUUUAAAAAUUCUCAGGGCCCCAGGAAAAGAAUUGCCCAACAAAAAAAGAGUCCUUCAGUUCAGUAAUAACCCGAGUUAUAGUACCUAUGUCCGCACAAAGAAAAACAUUGCCUUGAGGAACUUAUUUGGGGAAGCAGUCAUCUUAGAAGCAAUAUUGGCAGGGCCGUGGGCAGAGCUAAAAACACAAAGACUUUCCCCCAGCAAGUCAGCUAGAAGGAAGCCCUUGCUCACUUACAAGCAAAGGGCCUCUGUUCCUGGAAGAUUAUGCCCCACGGAACACAAGGUGAGAGUCCCUACCCAGGGAAGCCCGACUCUCUGGCCAGUGAUGGCCUCUUCUUCCGACUUUUCCUGAGGGACGUCAAUACCUCCUUCCUCCCUCCUCCCUCCUUCUCUCUCUCUCUCUUCCUUUCUUCUCUCCCUCCCUCUUUCCCUUCCUUCCUUCCUCCUCUCUCCCUUUUACAAACAUUUGCAAUGUGCCAGGCACUUAGGUGGGUGCUGAAGAUAACACGGUAAGAUCCUAUCUCUGCACUCAAGGAGUUCAAAUCUAACAGAGAAGAAAGACAAUUACAAGCCCAUGUGUGAAGUAAGUUAAUAGGUUGCUCUGAGGAGCACCUAAGGCUGCCUGGAAGGAAAAGGGGCUUCCUUCAGGAGAGGGCACCUGAGCCAAGUCAAGAAACACAAAGUGGUGCAUCAACUUAGGAAGAAACCAGAAUCUCCCAGCUUUAAUCUGUCUAUUAAAGAUGACACUGAUUAAAUACUAAUAGGUUUGUCUUGCCAUAUCAAAGUGCAUUGAUUUAGCUAAUUGUUCAUCAGCAUUUCUAAUCAGCACAAAAGCUGAACCAGUGUAGUCUUGUAGGAUAGACCUUUGUUGAUAAGUCCUUCAGCUUCUGAAUUGAAUUUCUCUCAUCUAGGUUGCCCAGAACAAACACUAUUUCUAGCGUUGUGUUUAAUAGGAGGCGGUGAGAGGCAUGAGCGUGCUGCUUGUGGAAGCUGUGGAUGUUGCCUGCGUCUUCCGUUUAGUGCACUGGCUCUUUUCCACAUGUUGUGGCCCCUCUCAGUGUCUCCGGGUCAGGAACGAUUGGAGGUCCCGGGGCUGUUCAGCAACAAAUGGCUGAGAGCACACAGUGUUGAGCACGCACUACCCAUGUGCCAGCCCCUGUGCGGGGGCCUGAGCCUCAUCUCAGUGCUCACAGCAAAGCUAUGGGAGGUGCCUCAUGAGCACCAUUUGACUGUAAUGGACGCAAAGGCAGGGACGGGACGUAAUCGCCCACAGCCACACGGCCAGCGUGAGGAGCCAAAGCAGGCACUCGGGCCUCUCACUUCUGGGUGGACUCUCUUAACCCCCAGCCUGUGCCUCUCUGAGCCCGUGGACCAGCAGCCUCCCCUCACCGGGAGCUGGUUAGAAAUCCAGUGUCCCAACCGGCCUCUUCACAAGGUCCCCGAGGCAAUUGGUCAUUUGCACAUGGAGCUCUGAGAAGUGCUGUCAGCCUCUGCUUAGCCCAGAUCAAUUCGGUGGGCGCAUUAGCUAUCUUCAUGUCUCUCAGCACUGCCGUGUGCAAAGGAAGAGAGGCCGACAUGUCUGGGUGGGAAUGCUGCAGGGAAGCUGGUGUACAAGUGAGGUAAGAAAGGCAUCUCUGAUGACGUGCUGUCUCGACAUGACCUGAGUGGCUAGGCUGCUCAGCUCCCCAUCACCAGGAAUGUACAAUGGAAGCUGUGUCAGAAGGGACCUGUCUUUCAAGACCCUAGGCUACAUUUGGGGCUCUGCUAUGCCAACGGGAAGGACGCGAAGUCUAAACAGAGGACAGCCAUACGCACGUAAUGGGCAGCACGUACAUAUGAAGAGGUGCUCUAUGGCAAACCUGAAUCUUCGCUGUGGAAAGCAUUUUGGCUCCAGUAACACCAUGAGGUUGGACACAAUUACCUGUGUGAGUCUCCUGUACCAUUUAGAUAUAAAGUCCAAGGUGAGCAGAGAGAACUCUGGGCCAUAUCACCAGGGGUUAGGCCUCCUCAGUGUCACUUCUGCAGAGCCACCUGAGCAGAGGGCUCUUCCCUCCCAGCAAGUGUCUGGGUGGGUCCCUCCCUCACUUGCCACCCCUCCCUCACCUCCCAGCUGCCAGCCAGGGUGCCCCAGCAAGCCUAGGCUUUAGAAUCACCGGGGCAUUUGUUAACAAGGCAGUUCCAGGACCUGGUUCCAAUUUACCUCAUCAGGCUCUCCAAGUGUCAGGAAAGGGUCGCUGCGAUAUGAAAGCUCCCAGGAGACUCUGAUGCACCCAGAUUGGUAAACCUCACUGCAGAGCAGAGCUCCUGCACCUGGCCCAACACACUGGCCAGACACUGCCCAGCAGAGACCCUUCUGUGAAAGGUUAUGAGGAAGAAGGGCACAUCUGGGCUUUCCUGGGGACGAGGAGAACUCAGGGACACGACUUUCUCCACGUGGAAAGUGUGGCUGGAAAGGUAUGGCAAGGUUCUCGGACCUUCCAGUGCAGCCACUAGCCCUGCCCAAAGCCAGGCCGGGACGUGGUGGUAGGUGGUGACUCAGCCACUGCCCAUUUGGCCCUGCUGCUGACACCUUCCUCUCCUCAGGGCCCCACCACUCUAAGUGGGCCCCAGAGCUCUGUAAGGAGGCCGUGGACUGCUCUUCCCCAGAAGGGGGGAGGAGGGGCAUUGCCGGGAAUAAAGAUUUCCCCUUUCAGGGAAGCUCA
Molecule: messenger RNA, 9094 nt
Organism: Lemur catta (Ring-tailed lemur)
Lineage: Eukaryota; Metazoa; Chordata; Mammalia; Primates; Lemuridae
Gene: C14H10orf71
Product: chromosome 14 C10orf71 homolog
Exons: 3
Coding region: 623-4876 (1417 amino acids)
Biological process (GO): positive regulation of calcineurin-NFAT signaling cascade
Cellular component (GO): Z disc
Source: RefSeq, a predicted model, not a curated record